Molecule: messenger RNA, 2117 nt
Organism: Paramisgurnus dabryanus
Lineage: Eukaryota; Metazoa; Chordata; Actinopteri; Cypriniformes; Cobitidae
Gene: tmem54b
Product: transmembrane protein 54b
Source: RefSeq, a predicted model, not a curated record
GUUUCACUCCUGACAAACACAAACAUCUGUGUGACCAAAGCCACAGUGAAAUCUGACAGAAGGUUCAACUUUCCUCUCCCAGAGGAUGUUGAGAAAUGCGACGACCUAACUAGUUAUUCAAAUGGAUAAUUCAGGGUCGUGUUGUAGUAAUCUGGAGGAGCAGAAGGUUGUGAUGAAGAUUGGCAUUAGUAUGGUGUUAGUAGGACAUGUUAAUUUCCUGUUGGGUGCUUUGGUUCAUGGUGUGGUGCUGAGGCACUUUAGUCUUCAUGUGCGGGGACAGGCCAUGGAAAGCACCAUCUCCAACAUCAUCGCCUUGACAGCAGGCUUACUGGGUGUCAUAAUUGGUAUAUUGACUAUUAUUUUCUCCAAAAACAUGAAGAACAGGAUACUGGCCUGCUCAUUGUUUGUGUUAAGUGCUAUUGCUGGUCUCGUGGCCACCGCCUCAGUCAUAGGAUUGAGUGUGUCAUUGGUAAAGACCAUCAUUCGUGGUGACAAGAGUCUGCUUGCCUACUGCGGCUAUACUGAUGAUGUCAUGAGCCAUAUAAGCAUCGCCAAUAAGUGUCCCUUUGACCCUACUCGAAUUUAUAGCACCACUAUAAUCCUGUGGGUACCGCUGAUAAUCAUCAGUGCUGUGGAGAUGAUUUUCUCGUGUCGCUUAUUUAAAGUCUCCAGCAUCUAUUACAUCUCUCUGCCCUGCUGCCUAGGCAAACACCUUCAGCACGAUCCAAGCAGAUCGAUGGAGCCCCAUAGAGUUCCAGAAUCCCCUCUCCUCCCCCACCACGUGCUCACAUCCCGUUGUUGUCAAGGAGACGAAGAAAGGAGGCUGCCCAUUAGACCCCCAGACAACUCACGAGCACACCGCUCCGUACCCACCGCUCCACAGUUUCACCAACCCUCUUCCCGGUUCAACCGGGGAGCUUUGGAUAGGUCCAGUAUCUGGAUCUAAUGUUGGGCCAUACUGUGGCUUUGUGACUCCUGCAGGACAUCUCAAUACAAGUGUUUCUCUUGAUAAGAGAGGAAUGUUGCACAGCUACUUGUACAGGUUGAAGCAGACGUCAGGUUUGGUUAAGGAAUUCUCUUCAUAUGGCCAGUAUGUCUUUUUGCUGCACUGUAAAACUUUUCUGUAAAUUUACAGCGAAUUUCUAACAGUAUUGUACUGUAUUUUCAAAAAACAGUGUUAGACUGUAUAUUUACAAAAUAUUUACAGAAUGUCUGUAAAUGUACAGAAUUGUCCUGUUUUCAGCAUGUAAAAUUCGUAAUACAGAAUAAUACUGUAAAAGCAUUGCAUUGUGGGAUUGAUUUCCUUCGCGCUCAAUAUUUGAAUGUAAGCAGAGCUAGUGCCUCGGACGUUCGGACGCCCUUUAUUUGUUAGGAUUGGUUAUUCAUAUAAACAACGACGAUAUGAAGACAACGCGUUCAACUUUUAAUCUAUAGCUGCCUAUGAUGUGAAAACGUACACGGAACAUUUAAAAGUUUCACGACGACGCGGCAGAAAUGAGAGGAUUAUGCAUGCAACAAGAAGACGGAGAGAAUACAAUGUGUCUGUGAUGAAGAUAAACGAAGAUUGACUGAAUGUGCAUCAUUGACACGGUCCAUCUCUAAGCAACCAGCUCUGGAUGUUGAGCAUGGACGGUCAGGUUGUGUGUGAAGGAGAGCAGCGCAACUUUGUCUCUGGUCUUGCAACGCUGAUUGCCUCAUUCUACAAUUUUAACCUCCCGGAUCUGGAAGCGGUGGCAUGCACCCUUGGGUUUGUUCAGAGAUGAUUUCUCUACAUCAACCUGGAACAUGGAUCAAAGAUGAAGAAAGGGAAAAAGAACACUACAGUGAAUCCACAGGUUUCCACUCUUCUUAGAAAACUUACGGACUUUAAAUGGAAUUUUGUUUAGACACUUCCACUAUCCAGUGUAGUUAAAUUAAAAGGAAUUAAAGUUUCCUACAUUGUUAAUGAUGUGCUGUUAAUUGAAAUACAAACGUACAGCUGGCAUUUCAUCCAAUAUGCUUAUGUUAAAGAAUUAAUCCACUUUUAAAAUGAUGCAAAAAAAGAAAGUCAGGAGGGAAAAUACAGUAAAGGAUUAGUCCACUUUCUUAAAGGAGUAGUCCACUUUAAAGAUGGGGUC